GCGGGAGUAGGCGCUUGAGAUCGCUGAGGGAAGGUUUUCUCUCGCCCCUCACCUCCUCGGCAGAGGGGCUCUUCGGGUCUUCGUCCUCCGUCGGGUUGGAUUCCGGGGUGCUUCCUCUCAGCGCCUUCCGCCAGGCACCAGGGUGAGGGGCCAGAGCGAGAGCGAACAUGUCGCUGGCUUCCUGGUUUGGGUGGAAUGAACCCCCCAGUCGCAUUUCUCAGAGGAGCCCAACAGAAAUGGUGAUGGAAACUCUUAUGAUGGAACUCAGCUGGCAGAUCAAGGAAGCUGAGAAGCAGCAUCGGGAACGAGAGAACGAGUACCGCAAGAUAAAGACGGGUGUUGACUAUGGGUGGCUAGUUAGCUACCCCAAGCACAGCUACGAUAUCAGUCCAGGGGAGCGUCUGCAGCUGGAGGACAUGUGCUCCAAAAUACAUCCCUCCUACUGUGGGCCUGUCAUUAUUAGAUUUCGGCAGCUUGUUUCUGAAUACGAACCAGAGGUCUCUGAAGUUUCUCGGCUUUUUCGUUCCGUUCUCCAAGAAGCCAUGGAGAAGAGCAAAGAGGAAGAAGAGGCAAAGAAGCUUGCAAGGCAGUGGAACACAAAGCACAAAACCAGCCUCUCUCUCAUGACAUUCAAGUCCCGUGCCAGGAUUCUGCCCUUCAGUAGUGACAUCAAGACCAUUUCGGAAGAUGUUGAGAGGGGCACCGAUUCAGCCAGAAGGGCAUGGAGCAUGCCUGAAUUCAGGAGCACCAAGGACUACUGACUCUAUUUAUAACACUCAGAUUUUGGGAACAGACCAUCUUAUUUAUGUAUUUACUUAUUUAAUCA
This is a messenger RNA of Lacerta agilis (Sand lizard), 826 nucleotides long. It is a transcript of the gene RD3, whose product is annotated as retinal degeneration 3, GUCY2D regulator. Bases 168 to 761 code for a protein of 197 amino acids. The record is from RefSeq and is a predicted model, not a curated record. Lineage: Eukaryota; Metazoa; Chordata; Lepidosauria; Squamata; Lacertidae. The transcript has 3 exons.